Grammomys surdaster is the source of this 1066-nucleotide messenger RNA. Its product is annotated as choline transporter-like protein 4. Gene Ontology annotation, cellular component: plasma membrane. Gene Ontology annotation, biological process: thiamine pyrophosphate transmembrane transport; choline transport. The transcript is spliced from 8 exons. Gene Ontology annotation, molecular function: thiamine pyrophosphate transmembrane transporter activity. The record is from RefSeq and is a predicted model, not a curated record. The annotation marks the transcript as partial. Lineage: Eukaryota; Metazoa; Chordata; Mammalia; Rodentia; Muridae.
GAACAGGGGAGGCCGAGGAUUUGCCUGUAACUCCCUCCUGUGUCCUUGUCACCUCCAGGCCCCAGUGAACUCCUCGUGCCAAGGGCUCACGUGCGUUUUCAAGGGUUACUCAACCACGGGCCUAGCCCAACGUUCUCUCUUCAACCUACAAAUCUAUGGAGUCCUGGGGCUCUUCUGGACUGUUAACUGGGUACUGGCCCUGGGUCAGUGUGUCCUUGCCGGGGCCUUUGCCUCCUUCUACUGGGCCUUUCACAAGCCUCGAGACAUCCCCACCUUCCCCUUGAGCUCAGCCUUCAUCCGCACACUUCGUUACCACACUGGCUCCCUGGCAUUUGGAGCCCUCAUCCUGACCCUUGUGCAGAUAGCCCGGGUUAUCCUGGAAUACAUCGACCACAAGCUAAGAGGAUCCCAGAAUCCUGUGGCCCGCUGCAUCAUCUGCUGCUUCAAGUGUUGCCUCUGGUGUCUGGAGAAGUUCAUUAAGUUCCUGAACCGUAAUGCUUACAUCAUGAUCGCCAUCUACGGGAAGAAUUUUUGUGUCUCGGCCAAAAAUGCCUUCAUGCUGCUCAUGAGGAAUGUCCUCAGGGUGGUCGUCCUGGAUAAAGUCACUGACUUGCUGCUCUUCUUUGGGAAGCUUCUGGUGGUUGGAGGUGUCGGCGUCCUGUCCUUUUUCUUUUUCUCCGGUCGUAUCAAGGGGACAUUUGAAAACCCCGACCUCAACUAUUAUUGGCUGCCCAUCAUGACCUCCAUCAUGGGAGCCUACGUCAUUGCCAGUGGCUUCUUCAGCGUCUUUGGGAUGUGUGUAGACACGCUCUUCCUCUGCUUCCUCGAAGACCUGGAGAGAAAUGACGGUUCCCAGCAACGGCCAUACUAUAUGCCCAAGGGACUCAUGAAGAUCCUGGGCAAGAAGAACGAGGCACCCACGGGGGCAAAGAACAGGAAGAAGUGAGACACUCAUCGUGACCCACCACCGCAGCCCUCCUGUACAGAAGCCCUGCCACCGAUGCCUUGAGAAUCACCGUUUUGUAGAAAACAGAUUUUAUUAAAGAUUAAUGUUUUAUAUUCUUGA